AUGAUCUAUGACGUUGUCGUCGUUGGAGCUGGUAUCUCAGGUUUGUGUGCAGCCAACGCUAUCAAAAAAGCCGGGAAAAAUUGUUUAGUCGUGGAAGCAUCUGAUUAUGUGGGUGGGCGGAUCAAGCAGGUCGAUGGUUUUGCCGAUUGGCCCAUCGACCUCGGAGCCGAAAUCAUCCAUGGAAAAGGUGUUAUAUAUCAGCUUGCUAGGGAAAAAAAUUGGGAAUUUUGCCAAGUUUUUCUUCCCCCUUCCAUACAUCGAAAAAAUUUAGACGUUUGUCAUGAAUGGUUUUGGUUUAAUCGAGAAUGCAAACUGAUUGCUUCUAAUAAGCCAGAUGAUGAUAUGGAAAAGCUCAUUCAUGUUUUGAACGAUCUUGCGUCUCAAGGUAACACUUUUUCCAAUGUUAGUCUUCAUCAAUAUCUAGUUGACCAUCAUGUUCCUAUGAGAGUGAUUGGAAUAGCAGACGCACUAUGGGGUAAAUAUUGUGGGUCUCAGAUUGACCUUAUUGGAACCAACGAGGCAAGAGAGGAAUUAGCGCUUGAAUUUGACCCUUCUUUUGAUAAUGAAGAUCAUUGCAAUUAUCGUCUUUUGCAAUCUUUUCGUGUUAUUAUUGAACAUUUGAAAAAAUCUUUAGAAAUUCUUCUUUGCUGGCAAGUGAAACAGCUGGAUGUCUUAGGUUCUGUUACUGACCCGAAGAAGAUUGUACUUACUAAUCAAUUAGGUGAAACAGUUGAAGCAAAACGCGUUAUUCUUACGGUCCCUUUAACAGUUUUAAAGGAUCGAGAUAUUCAAUUUAACCCGCCCCUUCCUAUUGAAAAGCAAGAGGCAAUCCGUAGAAUAGGAAUGGACCAUGCAACAAAGAUUUUCCUUAAAUUUUCAGAGCGCUUUUGGCCAAGCGAGAUUAAAUUGGUCAUUUGUGGAGACUCUUUUGUACCAGAGCUCUGGAUAGAUGGCGGGACAUUUAGAGGUCCAGAUGCACCAUGGGUGGUUGUUGGGUUUUUGACAGGAGACUCUUCACGUGCCGUAGAAGCCAUUGACAAUACAGAAACUGUCAUCCACCACUUUCUGAGCCAACUAAAUCAAAUGUUUGGCGAUUUCAAUGACCCUAGUCCGGCUCAUCGAUACUAUUUAAAAGGACUUGUAUACAAAUGGGCGGAUUCUCCAUUCAUUCGAGGUGGAUACUCAUAUCCAAAACUUGGCUGCCUAGGUGACAAAGAAACACUAGCAAAGCCAAUAUGGAACUGCCUGUUUUUUUCUGGGGAGGCUACGUCCUACACUCAGGAUUUCGGGACCUUGGAUGCGGGGCUUGUUACUGGAAAAAAAGCUGCUAUGCAGGCUUUAGAUUCACUCAAAUAA
This is a messenger RNA of Schistocerca gregaria, 1356 nucleotides long. RefSeq names its product lysine-specific histone demethylase 1B-like. NCBI's taxonomy places the organism in Eukaryota, Metazoa, Arthropoda, Insecta, Orthoptera, Acrididae. The transcript has 3 exons. Gene Ontology annotation, molecular function: oxidoreductase activity. The record is from RefSeq and is a predicted model, not a curated record. Bases 1 to 1356 code for a protein of 451 amino acids.